UUUUCCUUGCUCCGUAAGACACAUAUAGGAAAAGGCACGGCCUUCUCCUUCAAAUAUAAAUCAAAUUAAAAACUCUUUCUCUCCAUCAAAAGAUCGCGUUAGCGAUUCCUUUCAAUUUGGAAGCGGAUCGUCGAACUAAAUCGAAGCCAGCAUGGCUAGAUCACUUGAUAUUCCAACAAAAGGUGGAUUUAGCUUUGAUUUGUGCCGCAGAAAUGAAAUGUUACUGAAAAAAGGCAUCCAGCUCCCAUCUUUCAGAAAAACAGGAACAACUAUUGUUGGCUUAGUUUUCCAGGAUGGCGUUAUUCUUGGGGCAGAUACAAGAGCAACUGAGGGGCCUAUAGUUGCUGAUAAGAAUUGCGAGAAAAUUCAUUAUAUGGCACCAAAUAUUUAUUGCUGCGGAGCAGGAACUGCUGCUGAUACCGAGGCUGUUACUGAUAUGGUGAGUUCCCAGCUGCAGCUGCACCGUUAUGCAACAGGUCGAGAAUCAAGGGUUAUCACCGCGCUUACGCUUUUGAAAUCACACCUUUUCGGUUACCAAGGUCAUGUAAGUGCUGCAUUGGUUCUCGGUGGAGUUGAUGUUACCGGACCACAUCUGCACACAGUUUACCCCCAUGGAUCAACCGACACUCUCCCUUUCGCCACAAUGGGUUCGGGUUCUCUUGCUGCUAUGGCCGUCUUUGAAUCCAAAUACAGAGAGGGACUAACUAGAGAUGAGGGGAUACAAAUUGUGAGCGAGGCAAUUUGCUCGGGCAUUUUCAAUGAUUUGGGUAGCGGAAGCAACGUCGACGUCUGUGUAAUUACCAAAGGUAACACAGAGUACUUGAGAAACUACCAGUUGCCGAACCCUAGGACCUAUGUCAGUUCAAAGGGCUACAGCUUUGGCAAGGGGCAUACUGAGGUACUAUCUAGCAAGAUCAUUCAACUAAAGCCGAAGAUAAAAGCAAUCGAGGGUGGCGACGCCAUGGAAGAGUGAUUGCAUGUUACCUGAUUUUCUGCAUACGAAAUCGGA
Molecule: messenger RNA, 1009 nt
Organism: Ananas comosus (pineapple)
Lineage: Eukaryota; Viridiplantae; Streptophyta; Magnoliopsida; Poales; Bromeliaceae
Product: proteasome subunit beta type-7-A-like
Exons: 9
Coding region: 152-973 (273 amino acids)
Cellular component (GO): proteasome core complex
Molecular function (GO): threonine-type endopeptidase activity
Source: RefSeq, a predicted model, not a curated record